This is a messenger RNA of Prorocentrum cordatum, 4080 nucleotides long. The record is from the annotation of a GenBank genome assembly. Lineage: Eukaryota; Dinophyceae; Prorocentrales; Prorocentraceae.
AUGGGCAAACAGAGACUUCGAUCGGCAGAGUCGAGGUCCAACCGACAACUACGAGGCUCGGCGCUGCGGCGACACGCAGCGGGCGAGCAGCCAUCCACAGAGGAGCAGAGGGCCUUGAACCUGAAGCGCCUCGAGAAGGAGACCGACGACGACCUCGACGAGCUCCACAGUGGCGAGUUCCGCGGGAAGGAUGCAGACUGGCCGAGGUGGUCUCCGACCGUGCGAGCCCACCUCGGAGCAGUUUCCGGCCGGAUGCUGGAGCUCAUCCAGAAGGCGGAGAGCUUCGACGAGGGCCUCGACAGGGUGGACCUGGACCCGGGCGACGACCAGCUGGACGCACAGCUGUACGUCAUCCUGACGAUGCCGGAGUUCGAGCCGAAGUUCGCGUCUCGCAAGAUGGCCCUGCAGCAGGCGUACCUCAGCUUCACGUUCAACAAGGACGAGGACCCGCGGAAGGGCAUCGACAGGCUCGAGACGCAGAUCCGCCAAUACCAGGCCGACACCAAGAAGACCGUCGACGACGACACCCGGACCGGAGUGCUGUUGAAGGCGCUGGCCGGCGGCAGCGAGUUGCAGAAGAAGUUGGGCGACCACCUCGUUCUCAACGCGUACCGCGUGGACACCUUCAUCGAGAUGAAGAGGGAGAUCCAGGAGUACCUCGGAGUCAAGCAGUGGCUCGUCCCUGGCGGUUCGGCGGAAGUCCUGGCCGUGGGAGCCGGCGAUAAAACUAGCCAGAAGAACCAGGUAAAGGGCGAGCUCAAGAUCAAGUUCGCCGGAGAUUGCUACUGCUGUGGCAAGCCUGGCCAUAAGAAAGUAGACUGCUGGUUGGACAUCGCUGCGAUCGAGGAGCAGAUGCGGGCGCUCAGCCUGAGCAUCGGCGCGCUGAAGGACCAGGACUGUGGGAGCGUGGAGCUGUGCCGGGUCUCCGAGACGCAGGAGGUCGGCAUGGUCCACGCCCAGACGGCGACGAACCGCGUAACGAUGGGCCUCGACAGCGGCGCGGAGGUCACGGUGUGGCCCCCAGAGCUCUUCCCGCAGGUGGCCACGGAGCCUCUGCUGGCGAUGUGCUCGAUGAUGGACGGCGGCCACGACCUGCAUUUCAAGUGCGGCGGCCGGUGCUACGCCAAGCACUGCAAGACCGGGAAGGAGAUCGAGAUCACACGCGGCGUGCCGGCGAUGAUGGCACCGAACCUCCCGACGCCGGAGGAGAGAGCGAGGCAUGAGAUCGAUCACAUGCCCUACGCUGCUUGGUGCCGUAGCUGCGUGGCUGGCAAGGGUAAGGCGGACCCACACUUCCUGAAGACCUCCGACGACUUGGGUGUCCAGGGAGUGGCUUGUGACUACUGCUUCAUGGGUGACGCCGUCGAGAGCGACAAGGCUACCGACAAGUGCUUGCCCAUCCUUGUCCACAAUUUCUACGGCGAUCGCUGGGUAUCGGCACGCGUGGUUCCACGCAAGGGUCCAGAGACGUACGCUGUGAAGGCCACGGUGGACGACGUGAUGCAGUCGCUCAAGCAGGAGGUGGUGAAGAAGUUACGGAAGGUUGCUGGCCCUGUGGACGUCAUCUUGGAAGAGAGCAGCACGUCCGAGUCGCAGCAGAAUGCUGUUGUCGAGCGUGCUAUCUGGGAGGUCCAGAGCACGGCUCGCACCCUAGUGCACGCGUGCUUGGAACAUCAUCGCGUCCAGGUGCCCCUUAAGCACCCUCUGAGGAUCUAUGCCGUGGAGUACGCAGGGCAACUACUGAACAGGUCCCAGCCUGCCGCCAAGGACAGCAGGACCGCCUGCGAGAUACGCAAAGGCAAGACCUAUCGCCGGAAGCUGCCUCCAUUCGGGGAAGCCGUGAUGUACAUGCCAAUGUCGACGGCACGGCGGCGACGGAAGUUCGAGGACAGGUGGGAGACCGGCAUCUACUUGGGGCUGGUGGAGCGCAGCAACAUGUUGCUCGUCGGCACGCCCCGCGGCGUCUUCAAGGUGAACUGCGUGAAGCGGUUGCCGGAGAUCCAGUCCAGCGAUCCGGAGCUCUUGAAAUCCAUCGUCGGGGUCCCCUGGGACCCAGUACCUGGAGAACCAGGUCCGAGGUUCGACAUCGAGUCGAAGAAGCCCAUCGUCGACGAGGUGAGGCAGGAGCACCACCAGACAGACGACCAGGGGGAGCACAGGUUCUACGACCAGGCGAAGUCGCAGGAGAGGCGCCGACGGAGGCGGGUAGCCCCGCGCCGUCGGACCAGCCAGGGAGCGCGCCGGAAGCGGGUAGCCCCGCGCUGGCUGACGCUCGGAGACAGCCGGGGAGCGCCCCGGAAGCGGGUAGCCCCGCGCCGGCGGACGCUCGGAGCCAGCCGGAUUCGCCAGAAGCGGGUAGCACCGUGCCGGCUAGCAGUCCAGGCCAGGCUCAGGCACCCCCUCGAGCAGAAGCGGGUAGCACCGCACUGCGGAGAGGUCGCGGAGGUUGUGGGCGAGCUGAUGCACCUGGGAGCGGCUAUCGGGCCGCGGCUGCAGGAGGCGAUCCAGCAGCCUAGCAAGGACGACGUCGACGUUAUCGAGUCGGAAAAGUUCUGCAGGAAGCGGUUCACUGACCAGGCGUCCUGGUGGGGAGUGCACCCCGGGGUCGCACUAGAUCUGACUACGGGUUGGGAUCUUGAUGACCAGACGCACGUGGAGCAGCAUGUGAAGGCCGGAAGGGCCGCAGGAUGGUUGACCAACUCUGGAUGUAUAGCCGAGGAGCUCACGAAGCUCCAGGGCAACGACAACGAAAAUGCCACCAGAAGCGCGGGGGCCGUGAGUCCCGCCGCGGAGAAUAGGCCGGCCAUAGUGGCGGCAGUGUUGCGGGGUCUGCGCAGGCAGCUGCAGCAGGACGGCGCGGUCAGCAUCAACGCCCUGGAGCCGGGCCUGACCGGCCACGACACCCAGGAAUGGGACGAAGACGGGCUCGAGCAGUUCUUCGACGAGCUGACGGGCGAACGGCUGAGGCCGAAGGACGUCAGGGAGGUCAAAGUCAAGGAAAUUGAGUUUCUUCGUACUUUCCCCGUCUAUGAGGAGGUGCCGGAGGCGAUGGCCAAGGGCAAAAGGUUCAUCUCGACACGGUGGACCAUAACCAACAAAGGGGAUGUGAACGCACCAGACGUUCGAGCUAGAUUCGUCGGGCGCGAGUUCAAGUGGAAGUCGCCGGCGAUGGAGAACACUUUUGCCGCGACUCCACCACUGGAGCAGUUGAAGUACCUGUUGUCCCGGUUCCAGUCGCGCAGGAGGGGUCCAGCCAGGAGCCCCGGAGAGCGAAAGAUCCUAGUCUUGGACGUCUCUCGAGCGCAUUUUCAUCCAAAGUGCCGCCGGGAGCUGUACAUCCGGCUGCCAGAAGAGGACGCUCAGGCAGGCUUCGCCGGCAGAUUGAUGCGCACCCUGUACGGGACACGGGAUGCAGCAAAAGCCUGGGACGAAUUCUUCAACGAAGCGAUCGUCAGGCGCGAGUACGAGGUGGGGCUGUCAUCACCUUGUCUGUACUAUUGCGCUGCCGAGGACAGUGCUGGGUGGCGCCACGGAGACGAUUUAGUUUUCGAGGGGCCUGAUGAGUGGUUAGACUGGCUCGGAGAGUGCCUCCGGAGCGUGAUGAUCCUGAAGAGACGUGCGAAGCUUGGCUGGGACACAGCAGACGACAAGCACGUGACCAUCCUGAACGGGUUGGUGGACUCGAACGAUGCGUCUCGGGACCGGCCCAGCAGGAUCGACGCGUACGCAGACGGCGACCGGGCUCAGGACCCUGAUCGAAAGAGCGCGUCUUGUGUAGUCACCAUGCACGGCGCGCAGUGUCUGCGAGUGCAGGUGGCGACCCAGACGGCCCCUGCAUUGAGCUCUGGCGAGGCGGAGUUUGUGGCCCAGGUCAAGGGCGGCUCCACCGCCAUCGGCAUGAGAUCGAUGAUCCGAGACAUGGGGGGACAGGUGUCCAUAGACUUGCACACCGACAGCACGGCAGGCAAGGGCAUCGCGUCAAGAGUGGGCUUGGGCAAGGUCCGUCAUCUUGACACGGGCUUGCUCUGGCUACAACACCACGUCAAUCGCAGAGACCUCCGGAUCAAGAAGGUGCACUAG